UGUAGACCUCACAAAUUCGUCUCCUGUCAGCAGCAGCAGCAGUGAAGGUGCGUACAACCAAUCGGAAAAGUUCGGAUUUUCUGUUGCAAAAGGUAUUGAGCCGUGCUCAAAAUAUUCGGAUUUUCUCGCCUGAAUCCCGCCGUGUCGGUUGAAAGUGAUUUACAACGGUUUUUACCGCGUUUUCGAAGUGAUUUUUGUAUUCAAAGAAAAGGAAAUUUUUCUUCAUUGCCUCACAACCCGGUUGCAAAGAUCAAGAGUUUCUUCUUAUUCAGUGCUUUCUGCAUCCUACUCACACACGCACUGCGAGCUGGUGAGGUUCUCUUUUUGAUGACCGUAUAUCGCGACGACGACGAUUGCUUUUGAAUGUAUGUAUGAGCUGUCGGGCUUUGAGUUGUAAAGAAGUGGAAAUCAAGGUAAAGCAAACGCUUUUGCCUAUCGAUUUUCGUGAAUAAUUUUUUUUUGUGAAAAUUGUACGUGUAAAUCGUGAGGUUGAUCUGUCAGGGAUCAGUAAGGAUUUCCGAAAACGUACAGCUGAAAAGCAAAGUACCUGCAGUAGCAUUCCGUGCUGUCGCUUGUCAGUGGCGUGUGUGCGUGUAUCGUGUCGGUGUGCGUGUUACAAGUACAUAGUGGGUUGUGUUUCCGGCGGUGGUGCGCGGAAGAAGCACUCGCUUUUUUUUUGUCUUACGAAGAAGCAAGUGGAAAAGCAGUGAAAAAGAGAGGCGGCAAGAAGAAGAGGCUAGAGCAGAGAUUUCCCGUUACGAAGUGGAGUGCAAAAGAUUAUUAAAUUUACAGCUCCAGAUUUUCUAGAGGAAUUCUUGACUCGAGGUGAACUCCUUACCCCGUCACAUUCGGGCCGCGAACGGACAGACGGAAUAAAGUUUUCCUGUGGGCAGCGAGUUCAUAAAUUUCUUACACUGCAGACGCAAAAAAAUAAAGUUUUCCAUUGUUCGAAAACCGCAAACGUCAUCUCACGAUUUGGAGUACAAACGGCGUGAGAAUAUUAUCGAAUUUUCUGACGAAUACAGCGAUCUUCGGGCAGCAGUAGUUUAGCUCACGAAUUGACCUAGGAUCUGCCGAGCCAGCUACAGGCAUCAAGCUAAUCACUCCACUCUACGUAAGAUAAAAAAUACUUGCUGCGUUCAUUCCUAAAAUUAGCUCAAAUUCGUUGGGCCUACACACGCACGAAGCAACUCCUAGCGCAAUCAACUUUUACUGGUUGAGGCGCGCAAGAGGCUUCAACACUUUUUCGCUGAUGAAGAUUCUCUGGCAGCAUGAAUGCAUUGGGGGGAACUAGGGGGGAGCGCAAUGCAAAGCCCAAAUUCGCAGCGUUAGAUAUCAACAAACUAUAUAGCACAAGUCGGGGAGAAUCUCUUGAACCAUCAACUCAAAAAAGUGCAGCUCCUCGCAAACAUGGAAUGCAAAGUUUGGGAAAGGUUCCCUCGGCUCGUCGACCACCAGCAAACCUUCCGUCUCUGAAAGCUGAAAUUUCCACACCGUCGGAUCAACAAGGUACCUGGGCUAACGAGACCGAAAAUAUCCAAAACAACAAUUCUAGUAUUACCACAACAUCCACAGUAGCAGCAGCAUCAUCUCUAUCAACAACCACUAGUAGCAGCAAUUUAAAUAACAACGCAACGGCUAGUGUCGGAGCUUCACAUAAUUCUUCACACGCGAACAAUCAGCAGAUUCACCCCUCGAGCGCUUCUUCACAAUGGAGCUCGAACGAGUUCCCCUCCCUGGAUGGCACUGGUCAGUAUGGUCCGAGCAGCAAGCAGCAGCAACAGCACCACCACUACGAUGGAGGCAACGACGGUCGGUUGACGACUCCCUAUAUGGAUGGUCCACAGGUCAGUUUGAGGCCACAGACGGAUGCAGCCAGUUGGAUGCAGCAGCAACAGCAAGGCAGUGGAGGCGGAAACAACGGAGGCGGUAUGAACGGGCCAAGCAGCAGCCAACAGGUCCUGGGCCACCAGCAACAACAACAGCAGCCCCCGGCCCCACUCCCGCCGCAGUUUCGAGCGCUAAUGCCACCGUUCAUGUAUCGUGGCAGCGGAGGCGCAGGUGGAAACUCAGUGACCCCUCCACCUGGUCUAAACGAGGAUGUGGGACGUGGUGGCAGAGAUGCUGGCGGCGAUGGUGGUGGAAACAGAGAUGGGGGCGGAGGAGGUGGCGGUGGUGGCCGGAACAACAACAGCCCAUACAACAGUAUGUUGCCAAGCUUUGUUCUUCCAUCGACAAAUCAUCAUCAAUCCCAUGGCUCCAGUUAUUCGCCCACACAAUCGGGUGGUAGAUAUCGGGACUCAUAUUCUGGAGGACGUCGUAAUCAAACGCAACCACCGCGACUUGCCAAUCGUCAGCAGCAACAGCAGCAGCAACAGCAACAACAACAACAGCAGCAGCAGCAUCAACAACACGACGAUUCUCGUCCGCAACAGGUUUCUUCUUACAUGGAUCCGGACAUUGUUGUUCAAAGGCCGAUCAUUCGUGAUGAAGAGCUGCAGCGUAUUGAGGCAAUUUCCAAGGAUGAGGGAUGGGCAAAAGACGAUGAAAUCGAUUAUAAUCAAAAGUUACAGUUUUCGGAUGAUGAAUCAGAACCAAGUCCACCGAAAGAAACGCCACCGAUAGCGCCAGUUAAACUUGAAAAGAGUCACGUAUCGCAACAACAGCCGCCACAGCAACAAUCGCACCAACAGCAGCAACCACAACAGCAACCGCAGCAGUCGCAACAGCAACAGCCUCAGCAACCUCCGCAGCACGAAGAUGAUAAGCGAAUGGCCUGGAGCCGUGAAGUGGAAAGAGAACAGGAGAGGUUAGACCAAGAACGAGCGGAUCAUGAACGAUACGAAAAAGAACGAGAUCAGCCAUCUACACGCCCUCUGCCGCAGCAGAAUGGCCAUGUGGGAGGAGGACGUGGAGGACUUGAUGCAGAGGCAAAAGAAAGGCUUAAACAACGACGUGAAGAAGAUCAGCGGCGUGAAAUGGAACGCAAACAAGCUGCUGCAAGGAAGCUACAAGAGCUGGAACAGAAAUUAAAUCGGAAGAAGACUGAGGAAACGACGAGUACUUUGCUAUCGGCAAAAGAAGAAGAAGAUCGCGAACCGUCUAUCGGUGGUUACAAUGAACCAACUGAAAGUAAAGAUCGCACUAGUUCAGGCAGUCGCGUAGAUCGAGAUAAAGCUGAUCCGAAGGAAACCAGAGAUCGUGAAUGGGAUCGUUACGAGUACGGUAGACAUGAACGGUACGACCGUGAAAGAACCGAUCAGAAUCGUGAACGGGUUGUGGAACGGACGGGAGAAUGGGGUGAUAUGCCGGCAUUUUCCAAAACUUUCCAAUCAAAUCUACCGCCUCGAUUCCAAAAGCGCAAAUUGGAGCGAAAUCCUUCAGGCAAUAGUUUGCAGGGAAGUACAGGAUUUAUUGCUAGAGAUCAGCCUAACAGCAGAAGCACUGCCAACCAAGGGUCAACGGGAUCUUCUCAAACCCAGCAACAGCAGAGUGACGGUAAAAGUGUUCCGUUCGCACAGCAGUAUGAUCCUCGAUUCAUUCAUAGUCAACAAAGUUAUGGCAAAAAUCAGGCUGCUGGAUCGCAAAGGCGAGGAGGUCCAAUAGAUGAUGGUCCGCGACGGGACAUGAGACAUGAUCGUUCCGAUGAUCGUGACCGCGAUAGAGAUCGAGAUCGCGAACGAGAAAUGGUCCCAAGAGAAAUCAUGAAGCGUCGCAUCGACUCGGAAGAAGAUGAUCGAUUCAGUAGCAGUGGAAGAGAAUCAUCGAGCAAAUUAAGUGGAGGUAGAACGACCCCGCAGUUGGUACGGAGUGUUUCGGAUACGUCUCAGCGAAAGACCAGCGUUUCAAGUGAUGAUAAUCGCCAUUCAGAACAACAUCAUGCUACCGUGAAGGAAUCUAUUGGAUCGUGGGAAAGCGAAGCAGAGAAGGAAGAUCGAAGACAGGCGGAAGCGGCAGCUGCUUUAGCCAAAGAGAAUCAGUUGCAACAAUUUCACCAACAACAACAACCGUUAGAGAAUCGUCGCACUUCCGAAUCAUCAGUGAUGUCCGAGGGUGAGCCUAAGCAAAUUCUUCAGCGUAUCAAAGAAUCUUCACCUGUUCUGUGCGAGAAGCCAAAUAAAGAUAGAAGCGAAGACGCAAAAACAAAUGAUCAAAAGUCAUUAUCUAAGGCUUGGGAAGAUUCUGUCGAAGUUGCUGAUGAUGGUAUAAUCACAAAAGCUCACGAGUCUAACUCGCCUUCAAUAGAAGACAAAAAAGAUGCUUCAGGUUCUGAAGGAACAAAAAACGAAAGCGCCGGAGGGCGUGGAUUGGAGUUGGAUAAUGGUAAAAUGAAUAUUUCACAGGGAAGUGCCACUAGUGGAAAGGAUUCAGACGAUAGUAAAUAUGGAGCAAAGAAAACUCUGCAUUCGCGAGGCGCAGGAAGACACGAUUCUCGAGGUGGUGGUCAUUCCAGAGCUGGUUACGGUGGUGGUAGUGGAGGAUAUCAUCGUGGUGGAAGUAGCUGGGGACGCAGAGGCGGUGGUGGAGGGUCUAGAAUGGGUGGACAUGGACGAAAUUAUAAUCAAGAUUACUGGAGUGAGUCCGAUUACUCGGAGGAUGGGGAGGACGAGUAUAGAAAAGAGGGUAAAUAUGAUCGCAAAGAAGGAGGUAGCCACUACAGACACGGAGGUUCGUUAGGUGGUCAAGGUCAUAAUGCAAAGGAAGGGUUCGCACCUCGUGGUGAACCGUCUCGUCGAGGAAGGGGAGGAAUGGGUUCCUCCAUGGGAGGCCCAGGUUUCCGCAAGACAACAGUGGGUAAGAAAAUUGACGGUUAUGGUCCACCUAGCUCAAAAAGCCCCUUCGGAAGUAACGAGGAAAAAGGAGAUGCCAAGCAUCAAGUAUCGGCCAAGGAUACUAAAUCCUCUGAGCAAGUGAUCGCUGAUGAUCGGGUAAAACAGAAACAGGCCGCACUGAGUGCUGGAUUAACAAACAAACCAGCAGGAGGGCAAAAGCCAACUGGUUCGCUUCCACAGCGAAGUCCAUCCGGUAAUAUGAAACCACCUGGUAAACCAGCUGAAGAAACACUCUCAGAUCAGGAUAAACUUAAGGUUACGGACAAAAAACUUAGAAACGACAGUAAAUGCGAAUCUCACGAUGAAAAAAUCAAAGAGAAGUCUAAGACCGAAAACGAAAUUCACGACAUGGAUGAUGCAGGAAAAGAUAGCCUGAAAGGCGGACCUCAUCGUACCAAACAGACGCAACAAAGUCAUGUCUCGAAAGGUCCUCAGCAAAAUUCAACCCUGCCGACGGGAAAAGUGGCUGCACCGGUAAAACCUGUUGCUACGACUGUUAGUGGUCAAGUAACAUCUACAAUGCAAAAGUCUGCUACGGCCGUAGUUGUGGGAGUCCAGCCCAAACCGAAUCAAGAUCUUCGCAAUCAAACAAACAACGUUCGUUCACCCAAUCUUCUACCGCGAUUGGUUAAACAAAAAGAACGUCAGCGAGACACCAACUUCCAGGAUGGAUCACAUAGUGGAGGAGAAGCAAACGAUCAAGAAUCCGCUGUGGGUACAGUAACUUUACAGCAGCCUCAACAGUUGUCAGAUAAAAUAGGUACAAUGAGCAUAACCACUUCCAAGACUGAUACUAGUAAGCCUUUAUUGGAUGGUGCAACUCCUCCCGUGAAUACGAUUAUCUUUGAAAACACAAACUACAAAUCUUCGACAGCCGCAGCAACAUCAGUUACUGUAGUCCAGCAACAUCAUCACGCGCAGCAUCAACAAGCUCAUCAAGUCCCUCAACCAUCCCCACAACAGACACCAGUAAGUGCUCAAAUGAAGCGGCAACUUUCUGGAGGGCCUACGGGACCAUUAGGAGCAAUGCAGCAACAGCAGCAAGCAAUUGUUCAAAUGAGCAAACCCGAACAUCAGGCUCGACAUCCUUCACAAGAAGAAGUGUUCAAAGGAUCCGCUGGUAUGCAAAAUGCUACAGGAGCAAUGCAAGAGAUGUUGGUGGAACAACCACAAAGACCCCAAUCAGCGAACGGUCCACCCUCACAGUCGCCGGCUGUUCAACAACAACAGCAACAACACGCGCAAGGGUCUUUGAUGCAACAGACGAUGCAGCAAGGACAGCCAAGCUCUCAGGCCGAUGCAAUCACAAGUGCUCUCCAAGGAAUGUCCUUCCAGAAGCCAUCUGAUGCAGACUACGAAAAGGAAAUUAAACCGUUUUCCUUUGAAGCCGACAUUUCGCAGCUAAUAGAAACCAAGCAGAAAACUCCAGGUCUUUGUCUGUCCAAGGCACAGAACAUGAUUUCUCCUUCGACCGCCGAACUAAACAUGAAGAUUGCUAGUGUAAAGAAAGUAUGGGAAAUGCCAUCUGUUGCGGAACACACCGCUGAAGAUCCCACAAGCGCAGCAGCAGCGGCAGUUCAUCUGGCGGCCAAUUUUGCUGCCGUUUCUUCCCAACAUCAGCAGCAGCUACAUCAGUUCCAACAGUCACACGGAAAUUUAACUCACAGUCUGCCGGCGCAUACGUUGGCCGCGGCUACUGGUCAAUCAUAUACCGGAUCUUUUGGCCAGGAGCAGCCUUCAAUUGAGCAGCACUUUGGUAAACCAGGUGGCGGUGAGGGAGUUGUAAUUGGUGGAACCGGAGCUGGUGGUGAUGUCGAUACGGGAUACAACACUCAACAACAUGCUGCGGUCGGACAAGGAGGAAGCAUCCAACAUCAAACAGCGAAUUUAAGUAUGAAGCAUGCAGCGGAUGUGUUGGCUAACAAUGCCCAAGUGUGCAAAGUUAAACCCACACAGCAAAAUAUGCACCAAUCUACGGGACUGGGUCUUUCACCGCCUCCGAUGCAGCAGGGUACAAUUCCAUCUGCACCGCAAACAUAUUAUCAACCGUCUCAAUACGGCAUGUCUGCCAUUCCUUCGCCACCUGCCGUGAUUUACAAUUCAUCUGCCAUGCCUUCUCAAACUGGCCUUUAUAAUGCAUUCCAAAUCGAGGCAGCAGGUCGUACACAGUUCUCCCAAUAUCCUGGCCACUAUGGCACAACCGGUACAGCUCCAUAUAAUGCUUAUAUGACUACACCACCAAAUCUGCAAACCGCUCCAACACCCGAUAUGUAUCAAAGUCUCACUUCCCAAUUUCGAAUGGGCGGUGCCGUCCAAUCACCGUAUAAUCCAUCGCCCUCGCAACAACUAAACAACCCGAGUACAAUGCUAAUUUCGUCCAGCACAAAUUCCCUAAUGUCGUCAUCGGUGAAACCUUCGUCCCAACAAAUCGGUGCAAUAGGCUCAAAGAGCGGUUCUGUCGGACAACCAUAUGGGCAACAGUACAUGAGCAUGUUCCCGCCGGCUCCGCCCAUGCAGAAUAACAGUUUCUACUCUAACUCCGCUGGCGGGCAGAGUGCAUUUUUUGGCGGUGCUGGGGCUACUCAGAACUAUGGAAUUCAGGCUGCAGCAACCAGUAUAUUUGGUGGUCAUGGCGGACAAAAUCCAUCCAGUGCACCACCGCAACAGCAGCUGCCAAACUAUGCAGGUGCAUCGCAGUUCCUCAGUUCGCCUCUACUAGCAGCCAAUGCUGCCAUCGCACAGCAGUACCGUGGAGGACCAACGAACAAUCCACAAUCGGCAGCAGCAGCGGCGGCUGCGGCAUACAUGAAAAACAAUCAGCCCCAAUCGCACAUGCAAGACCCCAAUGGUCGACAGUUGAAAAGUCCAUUAAAUACUGAUGGGUUGAAUAAUUUGAAACAGAUUCCACCACAAGCAAGUCCGCCACAUCACAAGGGCUAUGCAACGACUACGUGGGAACUUCAAAAUCAGCUCAUGCAGCAGCAGCAAAAUCAGCAGUCGAAUCCGCAACAAGUAUCACAACAGCAGGGUAAUCCAGGACAACAUCCGCAACAACAACAGCAGCAGCAAAUGGGGCAACCACAGUCUCAACAACCCAAUUCGGGCCGCAACAUGAUGCAGUCUAACCAGCAAGCGGUUGGAAUGGGUGGAGCAGGUGGUGGUGGUCGCCCUCCACCGCAAGGUGUACAGGGCGGGGGUAUGCAGCAGCGCUAUCCAUCACCAAUUCAACGUCCAACAAACUACUCCCAACCGCCAGUUCCGGGAAUGCACCAACCGCGACCAAUGCGGUCGAAUCACAAUCCGGGCCCACAGCAACAGCAACAGGCUAACAUGGGUCAAGCGAUGGGUAACCCAAAUAAGCAUUACUACGGUGGAAAUCGGGGUGGUGGUCAUGUCAAUGCAAUGAACGAUCCAAACCUUGGAGGAAAGCCCGGCGGUGGAGCUGGAGAGAAACCCAUCAUGGAUGGUGAGGUGAACAAGGAUGAUUCGAAGAAAAAGUAAUCUCUACAAGGUGGAUGGUUUUAAUGUCAUACAGAAAAGUUUUUCUGCAAUAUGUAUCGAGAGCGUAACAAAAAAAGAGAAAAUUUGGUCUGAAAAGCAUCUCAGAAACAUUACCAAAACUUAUUCAUGAACAGUAAACUAGAAACUAUUUAUUCGAUCGGUUAAUGGAGAUCAUCAGAACAAAUCGUUUGGUUAAAUUUGAAAUGGCUGUCACUGCAUAAACGCGGAAUCGUUCUGAAAAUAGUAUGAGCUUGACCGGAAAUAAAACUUACACGGUUGAGGUGUGAGCACGCUAUUAGAAACCAGUGAAAUGUAUCGGUUUGACUGAGCUUCACUAUAAACGUAAAGAGGAAAAAAAUGAACCUUAAACUUACUUAAAUUAUUCGACACGUGUUGUAAUUGUCAUCUUUUUAGCCACGAAACUAAUCCCUAAAUGGACAAAUGAAACGAAAUGGUUUACUUCUGAUUGUCCCGAAAGUAUAAUAACAUUAAAUGAAUCAGUAAAAAUGAUUCUUAAUCUGGGAGAGGUUAGAAGUAAUUAUCAUUCCUACUACAAGACGUUAUACUGCAAGAACAUAUAAUCUUUUGAAUAAUCGCAACGUUAUCGUACAUGCGCAAUACCUAUAAAAUAUUCUUGAACACAAUUUGUAUCAAGUCCUCUCACGUGUUAAACCAUGGAGGGACAUAGUUUAAAGAAGAAUGCAAAAACUGGAAAACUGUGGAAAGCUAGUUGCUGAUACGGGGAAAAGGGAUUCGGUGAGAAAAUACAAUGAAAUAAACUAUUGCUAUACACUACUACUAUUACUACUAUGACUACUACUAGUUAAGAAUCCGACAUAAGAGCGCAUUGAUUUCCCUUGCGCCUACACGGCACAUGAAUAAGUUGGAAAUUUGUGUCGCUCUUUUGUGUUGAAACUCUUGCAUCCGGAGAACAAACAAAAUGAAAACAAUGCAAGAAUCGCAAAUCGUUCAUUGAAAACUCAUAUAUGGGCAAGCAAAUAUUAAAAAAAAACAAAACAAGUGUAUCUACUCGGAAGACUAUUAGCUUAAUAAAAUUAGGAAAGCAAAACACAAAAUGCUGAAACAUGGAAAAAUACUGUAUAAUGGAACUACAUUACAUAUACUAAACAAAAACCGCAACAAAACAGAAAAACGUUUCAAACAACUACAAUUAGUAAUUCAUCUUAUUAUAAUUAUUAUAACAAUCUUAUAAAUAAAGAGAAUACGUGAAAACUUUGAACAUAUAAUGGUUAUAUUAUUUGUCGCAAAUUUACAAUGUCCGAGAUAGAGCCGGAAAGUUAAGGUAAUAGGAAAAAUCGUAAAACAGCUUUUUUCGUUUAUUCGAUUUAGUGAAAUCCUGAGUGAAGGUAAGAGUAACCCGCAUUAACUUUACUGAGUCAUGAUUAAAUAUUCUACGUAUAUAAAUAACAUUAUAGUAAUUAAUGCGAAAAGCGGAACGAAAUAACAUAUAAAUUUCAAUUCAGAAACAAAUAAAAUGAAAAUAAACACUAUGACCUAGAACACUGCAAUGUGAGUAUAUGAGAAAAGAAAUUUGAGCAAAGCGCGAAUUCGAACUUGCAAAACAGCGAGAUGAGUUUUAAGUUUAUAUUUAAACAAAAAAAGUUUUAUUUAUUUCUACAUUAACGAAACAAAUUCAUUACAGAGGAAAACAAAGAGAUGAUAAUUAGAUGGAAAUGUACACCCACGCACGCAUAUAUAACAAAUGGUAAUAAAAACAAGUUAAUUGUAUGAACAAUUCGCAUGAGUAGAGAGUUGACGUAAGACUAGGUUGCAGCGUGAAAUAUAGUGGUGCAGUAGGAGCAGCAGCAAACAAGGACGAAUGUUGAUGAAACAUUAUAAAAGUGAAUACAUCAAAGUAUCUAAAACAAUUCAAACACAAAAAAAAGUUUAUAAAAUUCAUAGAAAUGAGCCGAAAAAAAGUUAAAAACAAAUAAAAAUCGAUAAUACGAAAAUCUAGGAAAACUCA
Wyeomyia smithii (pitcher-plant mosquito) is the source of this 10320-nucleotide messenger RNA. It is a transcript of the gene nocte, whose product is annotated as neurogenic protein mastermind. NCBI's taxonomy places the organism in Eukaryota, Metazoa, Arthropoda, Insecta, Diptera, Culicidae. The transcript has 7 exons. The record is from RefSeq and is a predicted model, not a curated record. Gene Ontology annotation, biological process: cell differentiation. The coding region runs from base 1272 to 8333 and encodes 2353 amino acids.